Polyodon spathula (Mississippi paddlefish) is the source of this 4321-nucleotide messenger RNA. RefSeq names its product choline/ethanolaminephosphotransferase 1-like. The coding region runs from base 404 to 1681 and encodes 425 amino acids. The transcript has 9 exons. Gene Ontology annotation, molecular function: diacylglycerol cholinephosphotransferase activity; ethanolaminephosphotransferase activity. Gene Ontology annotation, cellular component: endoplasmic reticulum membrane; Golgi apparatus. The record is from RefSeq and is a predicted model, not a curated record. Gene Ontology annotation, biological process: phosphatidylethanolamine biosynthetic process. Lineage: Eukaryota; Metazoa; Chordata; Actinopteri; Acipenseriformes; Polyodontidae.
GGGCGCGACGGAAGCGAGCGCAGCGAGUACCGGCUGACGUUGUGUUUGGCGAUUUUUCACCCGCUACCGACGAGUCUCAGUCCGGCUGAAACUACCCUCCCGGAGCCGAGGGGAGCGCCCUCCUUUCCCCAGCGGUUCAAGGGCUUGUCUGCCCCGGCGACACUCUUGCUCCUACACCCUGCUUUGUGAUUUACGUGGCCGGCCGGGUCUGGGGUAAACUGGAUUCGCGUUACGUUGCUGUUGGAUCGGAAAGCCCCUGUUGGGAGAGGUCGGAGCUUUGGGCCGUUUCUUGGAAGAUUAUAAAAUAAUAUAAGGAUCUGCCUGCCACUGCACUGUGGAGCCUGUCCAGCUGUCCAGCAGGGGGCCCUACUGUGAGGACUCUGUAUCCAGUCGGGAGCUCUCGAUGAGCGUGCACAGAUCUUCGAGGCUCCGGAGCCGGGAUGCGGACCGGCACACAGACACCGUCUGCCGGCCGGGUCUGGGAGGAGGAGAGGGAGGAGGGUGUGUCCUCAGCAAGCUGGUCCAGCUGCCCUCUCCGCCCCUGUCCCGGCACCAGCUGAAGAGGCUGGACGAGCACCGGUAUCGUAGUGCCGGCCGCUCCCUGCUGGAGCCCCUCAUGCAGUGCUACUGGGAGUGGCUGGUGGCCCGUGUGCCCGUCUGGAUCGCUCCCAACCUCAUCACCAUCGUCGGGCUCGUCACCAACAUCUUCACCACCCUGGUGCUGGUGUAUUACUGCCCCACCGCCACUGAGCAGGCACCUCUGUGGGCAUACCUGUCGUGCGCCGUGGGGCUUUUUAUCUACCAAUCGCUGGACGCUAUAGACGGAAAGCAGGCGAGGCGAACCAAUAGCAGUUCCCCUCUGGGCGAGCUCUUCGAUCACGGCUGCGAUUCUCUGUCCACAGUGUUCGUGGUCUUGGGGACGUGCAUUGCUGUGCAGCUGGGGACUCACCCAGACUGGAUGUUCUUCUGUUGUUUCGCUGGGAUGUUCAUGUUCUACUGCGCGCACUGGCAGACCUACGUCUCGGGCACGCUGCGGUUCGGAAUAUUUGAUGUUUCAGAAUCACAGAUCUGUGUUAUAAUAUUACAGAUUUUGACAGGAACUGUGGGCCCUCGGUUCUGGAACGAUACGAUUCCAGUGUUAAACAUCCAAGUGAAAAUCUUGCCUGCUCUUUGCACGGUAGCGGGCGCCAUCUUUUCCUGUACAAAUUACUUCAGAGUCAUAUUUACCGGAGGAGUCGGCAAAAAUGGAUCCACAACAGCGGGAACAAGUGUUCUUUCACCUUUCUUGCACAUAGGAUCUGUAAUCAUACUAGCAAUGAUGAUCUACAAAAAAUCUGCAGUUCAGCUGUUUGAAAAACACCCGUGUCUCUACAUCCUUGCAUUUGGCUUUGUGUCGGCCAAAAUAACCAACAAAUUGGUGGUUGCACACAUGACAAAAAGCGAGAUGCAUCUUCAUGACUUGGCCUUUCUAGGGCCAGGGCUGCUCUUCCUAGACCAGUAUCUCAACAGCUUUAUUGAUGAGUAUCUGGUCCUCUGGAUUGCUCUGGUCUUGUCCUUCUUCGAUCUUGUUCGUUACUGUGUCAGUGUUUGCAAUCAGAUUGCCUCACACCUUCAUAUUUUCGUCUUCAAAAUCAUGCCCCCGGCCUCCGUCUCCAACCAGCAGGGGCAAAACCACCAUUAGUGACUUUUAUGUGCGAUUUCGGAGACAUGAACUCUCCUCGAGUGAAUGUAAAUCAUAAAAGAGGAUCAUAAGGAAUAAAAGAAGAAGGAGGAGAAGGAGGAGGAUUACGUAAAGAAGAUCAUUUAUAUUUCAAUCACUGUUGUGCGCAAGUUGUCUCGUUUCCAGCAUUGUCGCUUAGUAACCGAAUAGCACUCCUGGUUUUGAGCAAAGUCAAGAAGGAACUCUUCUUUUUUCCCCCCACUGUGCUAGCUUUAGUGGUUUAUCUGUGAGCAGGGAAAGUAAAUAAAAAAAACCCUGAAAGGUGGUUUACAGUUAUCAAGUCCUACUCCUAAUAUACUUUCAGCACCACAAUGCAAAUUUAAUUUACCCUUUUUUUUAGCAUUUUGUAAGCAGUUAAGUUAACCCAGUUUAACUUUCUUCUCUAUGCAUUGUAUAACUAUCUAAGAACAUUGUCUGAAGAUGCAUAUGCAGAUCAGUUUUUUUUCAACUACAAUUCUCACAGCAUUCAAGAAAUGUCUGUCUCCCUAAGUGUUGAUACGCUUUAGCAAGGGAGAGGAGAACUGGAGGGUUUAUUCGAAUGCCAGCCCUCUCCACCCAGAGACAGACUCUUAACUAGGCAGCUCUGAACAAACGACCCCUGCUGUUCACUCCAGGGUCACGUGGGUUGUGAUUUCUACCGUCACACACUCACUUGCACUUCAGUCAAAGUGACUUUGCAGUUAAAGAAAGCCUGAUUUUUAGGAGAAGUGUAAUUAAAAGGUAAAAAGAACAUUCUUUUUUUUUUUUUUUGGUUUGUGUUGGCUGCUACGUGACCCGAAUGAGCUUCAUUAUGUGGUGCACUCAUUUAUUUUAAUUGCUUUCGUGUUAUUAAUGCUGUUCGGUGGUGAUUUAGUCAUGUCUGUAUUUUGGGUUUUUUUUUUUUCUCUCUACAAAAUAUGAAAAAUAUAUUGAAAAAAAAACAGAGAUGAACACAGUUCUAACCCUGUAACUAAAAAUGUAAUUUUGCCAAUAUUUUGAGUGUGUCUUGUGACAGAGAAAAGGAUGUUUUAUUAUAAGAAUGAAGAUAGGGGGAAGUGUUGUGUUUUUGCCACUUGAAGGAUUUCAAGCGGUUUUGCCAGACUAGCUCAUAAAACACAGGCAGCUCAGUGUUGUUGUGCUAUUGUUCAUUUACAUACUCGGCUCUAAAAACUUUUCAUAACUGCACAGAUAUUUAAUGAACAUUUGUGUGACCUGAGGUGAAACAUUAAGCAUCCAGUAGUUCUUCUCAAAUUAAAAUGCAGAUCAAACCUUUUCCAGUAUCUACACACACACACACAAAAAACUUAACUCUGAAGAACACGGUUGCAAAUGAUGUAUUAAGACUUCUUUGAAUAGUGAUGAAUCAACAGGUUUUUUAGAUUUAGAUUCUACAAAGCUUUUUAUGUUCUCAUUGUUGUCGUAUAGGAAGGAUUCUGGAAAAAAUGUAACUGCUAUAAAAAAAAAAACAACAUCAAAAAAAAAAAAAAAAAAAAAAAAACUGGAAAAAAUGGCUUCAUGCCCAACAAAACAUUUUUCAUUUCAUAAUAUAAUAAAUGUCCAAUGGGUUAUCUUUUUGUACCAGGUAAUCAAGAUUUUAAAGUUAAAAAAAAAUUAAAACAAAAAUGAUUUGGAUCUGCAAUUCUUUAGUUGGUCUGGAAUCUGAUACAGCAUGCUGUUUUUGAUUUAAAAUAUUUUUUGAACUGGAAAAGGUUCAUAACUGCAUUUACAGCAGGACUGUCAUCUCAGGUAUAAAAUGUUAUGCUAGUAGGUAGGUGUUUAUUAUUUAUAAAAAAAAAGUAAUUCUAGCUCCCCUUUUAUGUGUUUCAAAUGCUUCCUGUUGUCUGUCAGAUUUCAAUGCCUUUACUUGAACAAACUUAUUUGACAGUAUAAAAGUGUGACUCAUCAGUGUUAAAUUGCUUCAUAAAUGCUUAGUUCUAGAACCGUGAAUAAAUUUGAAUUGUCAAGUUUUACAAAUUGUCAUUAGUAAAAAAAAAAAAGAUUUGUGUACAAAGUUCUGUAGCGUAUGCCCCGUUUCUCAUCUUUUUUUGAAGAGCAGGAUUAUAAAUUUUUUUUGGUUUGUUUUGUUACAUUGAUAACAUGCAUGUACUGCCCGCAGGUUUCUAUUUUAUUUUUUAAGUGUACUACUCUGAUUUGAAUUCGCUGUGUUUUGGUGUUUGGUUUCAUUAAAGGCUAAUAAAAGGUAAAAGGUACCUGAUAAACUGUACCUUUGUUUGGGGUUGCUCUACCCAAGCUACUAUGCUAUUGUACAUGUACUGUAUUAAGAAAAAAAGGGUGCACAGCCCUCUUAAGUCACAAACUGCCUUUAGAGUUAUACAUGUAACCAAAGCUUUUCGCUAAACACAACAUUAAAUGCAACCAAUAAAAUAAUAAUAGUAAUCUUUUUUUUGAGUUACUGGCAUUGAUAAUUAAACAGAAUAUUGAGAGGCACAUUACUUAUGUUUCACUGUUUGUCUUUAAAAAAAAAAAAAAAAAGAAGAGAAUACAAUUAAAUUUCACUUGAUUUUUGCCUUUUAGCGUCUAAUGAUUCUUUUGAUUUUAUGUUUACGCGAUUGUAACUUCUGUAAAAUCUAGCAUUUUUAAAUAAAACAAGCUGAUGUAAAA